Molecule: messenger RNA, 909 nt
Organism: Solanum dulcamara
Lineage: Eukaryota; Viridiplantae; Streptophyta; Magnoliopsida; Solanales; Solanaceae
Product: histidine kinase CKI1-like
Exons: 4
Coding region: 1-909 (302 amino acids)
Biological process (GO): phosphorylation; phosphorelay signal transduction system
Cellular component (GO): nucleus
Molecular function (GO): transferase activity, transferring phosphorus-containing groups
Source: RefSeq, a predicted model, not a curated record
AUGGAAUACACAUUUGAGGUGGAUGACACGGGUGUUGGGAUUCCAAAAGAUAAACAAAAAUCUGUCUUUGAGUACUUUGUUCAGGUGAAAGAAGAGUCAACUUCUGGAGAAGGUUAUGGCUUGGGACUAGGCAUUGUUCAAUCAAUGGUGAAAUCUGUUGAAGCUGAGGAACAAGAAAACAAUGAGCAACAGCAUGGUCUUAUUCGAAGUUAUCUUUCCCAUCACUUGGGAAUGCAAUUUCGGUUGUCUCCACCAAGAUCAGAGGGAUUUCAUGUUGUCCUAUUCUUAACUGGAGAAAAAAGGAGAAAACUUUUAAGCAGAGUGAUUGACAACAUGAACAUAAAAGUUUCAGAGGUGAGGAGAACCAAUGAACUUGCUCGGUUGCUCGAUAGAAUAAAGGGAAAUUUGGACCUUUCCUCCAGUUCCCUUGAGAAAUAUGCGUUAACCACCGAUGAUACAAAUGAAGUGGCUUCAGACACCAAGGACACACAUGAUCAUAGUACUAGCAAGGACUUAAAAGGAAAGAAAGUUUUGGUGGUUGAUGAUGCGAGAGUACUGCGCAUGUUCACCUCUAAGCUCCUUCGAAAAGAAGGAGCAGGUGUUGAUGUUUGUGAGAAUGGAAGAGAGGCCUAUGAAAAAGUUUUCAAAUCUUUGAAUGACAUGAAGAAUGGUGUUGACAAAACCUAUGAUUUUAGAGUGAUGGAUUGCCAGAUGCCAGUUAUGCAUGGGUAUGAAGCAACAAAGCUAAUACGCGAGGUGGAGAAAAGGCAUGGUAUUCACAUUCCCAUAAUUGCAGUGACUGGCAAUGAUAUGAGUUCCCAUAUUACAGAUGCUGGAAUGGAUUUUCACUUGACUAAACCUCUAAAAAUUGUAGAUUUGUAUGCUCUCUCAUUGCCUAAUUUUGAAUAG